This is a messenger RNA of Danaus plexippus (monarch butterfly), 474 nucleotides long. It is a transcript of the gene cnir, whose product is annotated as protein cornichon homolog 4. NCBI's taxonomy places the organism in Eukaryota, Metazoa, Arthropoda, Insecta, Lepidoptera, Nymphalidae. Gene Ontology annotation, biological process: endoplasmic reticulum to Golgi vesicle-mediated transport. Bases 1 to 474 code for a protein of 157 amino acids. The transcript has a single exon. Gene Ontology annotation, cellular component: COPII-coated ER to Golgi transport vesicle; endoplasmic reticulum membrane. The record is from RefSeq and is a predicted model, not a curated record.
AUGAUAUUAGCUGAAACAUUGCUGUUUUCUUUAGCCUUGGUCGAUAUUUGUGGGAUCUUGUUUGUUUUAGUUUAUUAUAUCAUUACUUUAUCCGACUUAGAAUGUGAUUAUUUAAACGCUCAGGAGUGUUGUGACAAUCUUAACUAUUGGCUACUGCCAAAAUACAUCGCACAUUGUUUUGUUACAUUUUUAUUAUUAAUAAACGGGCAGAUUUUGUUAUUCCUCUUCAAUCUGCCUAUGUUUAUUUGGUUAACAUUUGAGUACUUCACUGUACCCAGAGGCAAUAGUGGUGCAUACGAUCCGGCCGAAAUAUACAAUAGAGGCCAACUUAAAAAACAUUUGAGAGAUGUAAUGAUCUACAUUAUUUAUUACCUGCUAUUUUUCUUCAUAUAUGUUUACUGCUUCAUAUUGGCACUAUUAAAAGGAGACCCUAUUAACCGAGGCAGUGAUGAUGAUAUUGUAACUGAGAUUUAA